UCAUGACGUUUAUGAUCCAAAACUGUGACCACAUUUAUUUUAUUUCCAGUCUUGAUCCCCCAUAGAAGCCUCCUGGAAUCACUAUAUAUACACUUCGUUAUAUGCAAGGCCCUAUCCACAGCUGCUGCUUAUCCCUUCUCUUCCUGCUCUGCGCUGAGCAUUUAUCCUAGCUCUAGAGCAUCUUACAGGUCAUUGUUGAAGUUCUGCUUCAUUGCUUAGAGAGAACUGGAGGAUGGCUUCAGAUAAGAGUGAGAAUUGCCUUGCCUGGGCUGCAAAAGAUGAAUCAGGAGUUCUGUCCCCGUAUGAAUUUAAAAGAAGGGAUGUUGGGAAAGAUGACAUUUCAGUAAAAAUAACACACUGUGGAAUUUGCUAUGCAGAUGUUCUCUAUACCAGGAACAAAUUCAAAAAGUCAUUAUACCCAGUUGUGCCAGGUCAUGAGAUAGUUGGAACUGUUCAAGAGGUUGGAUCUGAUGUUCAACGCUUCAAAAUGGGCGACCAUGUCGGAGUGGGAACAUUUAUCAAUUCAUGCAGGGAUUGUGAGUAUUGUAACGAUGGGCUCGAAGUGCAUUGUGCAAAUGGAGUUAUUACCACCUUUAACAGUGUUGAUGUCGAUGGCACCAUCACAAAAGGAGGGUACUCCAGUUUUAUUGUUGUUCACGAAAGAUACUGCCACAGAAUACCUGACGGUUAUCCACUAGCUUUAGCAGCACCAUUGCUGUGCGCUGGCAUAACAGUCUACACUCCCAUGAUUCGUCACAAGAUGAACCAACCUGGAAAAUCCCUCGGGGUGAUUGGACUAGGCGGCCUUGGUCACAUGGCUGUGAAGUUUGGGAAGGCUUUUGGAAUGAAUGUCACAGUUUUCAGCACAAGCAUAUCGAAAAAAGAGGAAGCCUUGAAUCUGCUUGGAGCAGACAACUUUGUAGUCUCGUCGGACACGGAGCAAAUGAAGGCUCUGGAUAAAUCCCUGGACUUCAUUAUUGACACAGCAUCAGGUGAACAUCCAUUUGAUCCAUACAUUACAACUCUGAAGACCGCUGGAGUCCUGGUCCUCGUGGGCGCUCCAAGUGAAAUGAAGCUCACUCCUCUGAAGCUGCUUGUUGGUAUGAUAUCCAUUUCUGGAAGUGCAACAGGAGGCACAAAACAUACACAGGAAAUGCUGGACUUUUGUGGUACUCACAAAAUCUACCCCAAAGUAGAAGUCAUACCAAUUCAGUCUGUGAAUGAAGCACUUGAGAGGUUGAUAAAGAAUGAUGUGAAAUACCGAUUUGUGAUUGACAUUGAAAACUCCCUCAAGUGAUAUAUAGUAUCCAUAAAGGAUGUCAGGCGAUCUUCUAGUCCUCCGAAAUGGAACACCAAGUCAUCUAUUUUGUAUCAUACAGUUUCGUUUGGCAAUGAACUGAGAAUAAGAUAAAGUAUUAGCAUCUACUUUCCUAUCCUAAAAAGCUAAAACAGCCUCUGAAAUGCAUGGUUCUUAAGGUUUUGUAAACCUAUUAAGUAUUACUUUCAGAGAGAAUAAACUUGUGAAUUUAUACUUCA
Populus euphratica (Euphrates poplar) is the source of this 1536-nucleotide messenger RNA. Its product is annotated as probable cinnamyl alcohol dehydrogenase 1. Lineage: Eukaryota; Viridiplantae; Streptophyta; Magnoliopsida; Malpighiales; Salicaceae. The transcript has 7 exons. Gene Ontology annotation, molecular function: zinc ion binding; oxidoreductase activity, acting on the CH-OH group of donors, NAD or NADP as acceptor. The coding region runs from base 233 to 1297 and encodes 354 amino acids. The record is from RefSeq and is a predicted model, not a curated record.